This is a messenger RNA of Morus notabilis, 1287 nucleotides long. RefSeq names its product transcription factor PIF7. The transcript has 5 exons. Lineage: Eukaryota; Viridiplantae; Streptophyta; Magnoliopsida; Rosales; Moraceae. Gene Ontology annotation, cellular component: nucleus. The record is from RefSeq and is a predicted model, not a curated record. The coding region runs from base 1 to 1233 and encodes 410 amino acids. Gene Ontology annotation, molecular function: protein dimerization activity.
AUGUUUCAUGUGCACUUGGGGAAUAAAAAAUCCAGAUCAAAUUACCAAGUUAAGGAGUUAACACCGGCAAAUGGCCAGCUAGACAUGCAUGGGCUUGGUGGGCUACUUCCCUUGGGCCCAGCAAAGCCCACAUGGGGCAGAACCGGAGGCACACUUGAGUCGAUAGUCCACCAAGCCACAUGCCACACACAUGAUCCCAAUGUGACACAUCAUGGACACGGACAGACGCCAGCCACCAUAGGCUCCAACAUUGUUGGACCCUUAAUUGGCAAAUGGGCCGAGAACUCCGGCCAGGCACCGCCGCCAACGUUAGUGAUGAGAAAGCGGAGCCGAUCGGAUUCCGACUAUGGGGGGAGGAAUUUGAGUAGCAGCAGUAGUAUGCAGGAAGAGCAUGGUGGGCCUAGUGCUAGUGCUAGUGCAACAUUUUGUAGGGAAAGUGACACAACUAUGAUGACAUGGGCUUCAUUUGAGUCUCCCCACAACUUGAAGAACAAAACUAAUGAUGAAGAUUUUAUCUCUCAUAGUGACAUGGAAAACCAUGAUGAAGACCAAGAGACCAAAUCAGGGCGCUCCAAUUCAACAAGAAGGAGUCGAGCUGCUGCUACUCAUAACCAAUCAGAAAGGAAGAGGAGAGAUAGGAUUAAUCAGAAGAUGAAAGCACUGCAAAAGUUGGUGCCAAAUGCAUGUAAGACUGAUAAGGCUUCAAUGCUUGAUGAGGUGAUCGAGUAUUUGAAGCAGCUCCAAGCACAAGUCCAAAUGAUGAAUAAUGUGAGGAACAUGGCACCACCAUCACAGCCGCAGAUGAUGAUAUCUUUAGGAAUGCAACAGCAGCUGCAGAUGUCGCUGCUCGCGCGGAUGGAGAUGGCGAUGGGCAUGGGAAUGCUCGACAUGAGCUCUAUGGCAAGAGCUGCUCCUCAGUCGCUCCUGCCACCUCUCAUCCAUCCUAAUCUGUUUGCUGCCGCUGUUGCUAAUGCUGGUGGUGGUCCCACAUUUGCUCCGCAGCCUUUCAUGGUGCCCCACAUGGUUCCUGCUCAAGCCAAGCCUAACCCUGCAGCGGCCUCUAGCACUUGUGCUCCUUCGGUCCCUUUGCCUGAUCCUUAUUGCGCUCUUCUAGCACAAUCAAUGAAUAUGGAACUUUACAACAAGAUGGCGGCCUUAUACAGCCAGAGAAUCAACCAGACGACACAGGCGACAAGCAGUCCAUCUCGGUCGAGUCAUGUGCAACAGGAUUAAGAAGCACUUAUUAUAUUGUUUGAGGACAAGAAGCAAAAAGGGACGGAUUUGAAG